Molecule: messenger RNA, 1059 nt
Organism: Varanus komodoensis (Komodo dragon)
Lineage: Eukaryota; Metazoa; Chordata; Lepidosauria; Squamata; Varanidae
Gene: WNT3A
Product: Wnt family member 3A
Exons: 4
Coding region: 1-1059 (352 amino acids)
Biological process (GO): multicellular organism development; neuron differentiation; canonical Wnt signaling pathway
Cellular component (GO): extracellular region
Molecular function (GO): cytokine activity; frizzled binding
Source: RefSeq, a predicted model, not a curated record
AUGGCCUCUAUAGGAUAUGUCUUGCUUCUUUGUGGGGUGACGCAAGUCUUAUCGAGUUAUCCAAUCUGGUGGUCUCUGGCGAUCGGCCACCAAUAUUCCUCUCUGGGAACACAACCCAUUUUGUGCGGGAGCAUCCCCGGCCUCGUGCCCAAGCAGCUGCGCUUCUGCCGGAACUACGUGGAGAUCAUGCCCAGCGUGGCCGAAGGGGUGAAAAUCGGCAUCCAGGAGUGCCAGCACCAGUUCCGGGGAAGGAGGUGGAACUGUACCACCGUCAACGACAGCUUGGCCAUCUUUGGGCCGGUGUUGGAUAAAGCCACCAGGGAGUCGGCCUUCGUCCACGCCAUCGCCUCUGCCGGCGUGGCCUUCGCGGUGACCAGAUCCUGUGCCGAAGGCUCGGCCACCAUCUGCGGUUGUGACACGCGACACAAGGGCCCUCCUGGAGAAGGCUGGAAGUGGGGGGGCUGCAGCGAAGACGUGGAGUUCGGGAGCAUGGUGUCCCGGGAAUUUGCAGAUGCUCGAGAGAACAGACCAGAUGCUCGCUCGGCCAUGAACCGACACAACAAUGAAGCCGGAAGGACUUCCAUCAUCGAGCACAUGCACCUCAAGUGCAAGUGUCACGGGCUGUCGGGCAGCUGCGAGGUGAAAACGUGCUGGUGGUCCCAGCCCGACUUCCGGGUCAUCGGGGACUACCUGAAGGACAAGUACGACAGCGCAUCCGAGAUGGUGGUGGAGAAGCACCGGGAGUCGCGCGGCUGGGUGGAGACCCUGCGGCCCAAGUACAACUUCUUCAAAGCGCCCACGGAGCGGGACCUCGUCUACUACGAGAAUUCGCCCAACUUCUGCGAGCCGAACCCCGAGACCGGCUCCUUCGGCACCCGUGACCGCAUCUGCAACGUCACCUCGCACGGGAUAGACGGGUGCGACCUCUUGUGCUGCGGCCGCGGGCACAACACGCGGACUGAGAAGCGCAAGGAGAAGUGUCACUGCAUUUUCCACUGGUGCUGCUACGUCAGCUGCCAAGAGUGCGUACGGGUGUAUGACGUCCACACGUGCAAGUAA